AUGGCACAACAGCUUGAAAACCAGUUGCUACAGGCAACUCAACUCAUUGAGAGUCAAGUUGAUGCCGAGAUUGAACGUCUUGAAAAGAUGGACGAUGACGACCUUGAAAAACUUCGCCAGCGCCGCUUGGAAGCAAUGAAGAAGGCUCAGCAGCAGAAACAAGAAUGGCUGGCUGCAGGUCAUGGAGAGUACACAGAGAUUUCUGAUGAGAAAGAAUUCUUUGAAACCUGCAAGAGAAGCAAAAAGGUUGUUUGUCACUUCUACAGGGACACUACAUUCCGAUGCAAAAUUUUGGAUAAGCAUCUCACAGAGCUGGCCCAGAAGCAUUUGGAGACCAAGUUUGUGAAGAUAAAUGUGGAGAAGUGUAAGUUCUUGGUCGAGCGUUUGAGGAUUAAGAUUAUCCCCACUCUGUGUCUCGCCAAAGAUGGCAAAACAGUUGAUUACAUUAUUGGAUUUGAUGACUUGGGAGGGACUGAUGAUUUCCCAACAGAAAUGUUGGCUUGGAGACUUGGACGUAGUGAUAUGAUCAGUUACCAGGGUGACCUUUUGGAGCCUCCAGUGGUUGGGUCUCAGAAAACUAAAUCUACCAAGAUUUUUGGCAAGCCAACCAAAGCGAAGAAUAUUAGAGAUGAUGGGGACACUGAUAGUGAUGAUGAUGACUGGUAG
Candidula unifasciata is the source of this 666-nucleotide messenger RNA. The record is from the annotation of a GenBank genome assembly. Lineage: Eukaryota; Metazoa; Mollusca; Gastropoda; Stylommatophora; Geomitridae.